CGCUGCAGCAAGUAGCGGGGUUCGUGUGUAGAAUUUGUCAUUCGUACAAAUUUAGAUAACGAAAUCACGAAAUUAGGUGAAAACGUUGUAAUCGAAUAUAAAUAACGGCAGUUAAUUUCGUUUUGGUGUGUAAUAUAGACAGUGUCGUUCUAAACCCUGUGCUAUUGUGUGAAAAAAAGUGGUAAAACACGAAUGCUUAAUCUCGAAAGUGUUACAAAAUGAGUAAUUUCGCGAAAAUUGUCAAAACUACGCCGAUUACAGAUGAUUACGACAUCUCAAAUACAGUCCUCGGCCUUGGGAUCAAUGGAAAGGUUCUAGAAUGCAAAGAGAAGAAGUCCGGUUUGAAGCGAGCGCUGAAGGUGCUACACGACAGCGUGAAAGCGAGAAGAGAAGUUGAACUACACUGGAGAGCUAGCGGAUGCAAACACAUAGUUGAGGUUAUCGAUGUAUACGAGAACGCUUACGGUGGCAAGACCUGUCUUCUAGUCGUGAUGGAAUGUAUGGACGGUGGUGAGCUGUUCCAGAGGAUCCAGGAUAACAGGGACGGUGCCUUCACGGAGAGACAGGCCGCAGAGAUAAUGCACUCGAUCUGUGUUGCCGUGAGGCACCUACACGACACGAACAUCGCCCACCGAGACAUCAAACCCGAGAACCUCUUGUACUCAAGCAUGGAGCCGAAUGCGGUGCUCAAGCUCACGGACUUUGGUUUCGCUAAGGAGACCUUAUCGCCGGCAGACACUCUCCAGACCCCUUGCUACACGCCCUACUACGUCGCGCCCGAGGUCUUGGGCCCGGAGAAGUACGACAAGUCCUGCGACAUCUGGUCUCUGGGCGUCGUGAUGUAUAUACUGCUGUGCGGAUUCCCACCGUUCUACUCCAACCAUGGUCUCGCCAUAUCGCCUGGCAUGAAAAAGCGAAUCCGUCUGGGCCAAUACGAUUUUCCUGAUCCGGAAUGGUCGAGCGUUUCAUCGGAAGCCAAGAAUCUCAUCCGGGGAAUGCUCUCCGUCGAUCCAGCCAAGAGGAUGACCAUACAGCAAGUAAUGUCCAGUCCGUGGGUGCGGCAGUACACCCAGGUCCCGCAGACGCCCCUCUACACGAACACGCUGCUGCGUGAGGCCGGAGACGCGUGGCCCGACGUCCAGGACGAGAUGACCCGCUCCCUCGCCACCAUGAGGGUAGACUACGACCAGGUACAGGUACAAAUAAAAGCUUUGGAGCAAAGCAAUAAUUCGUUGUUGAACAAACGCCGCAACAAGGUCGGAGCUUGACCGAUCUGACGCAUCGGACUUUCUACAAAGACUUUAAACAAUAAACUAACUAACCGCCCGUUCGUAAAUACAUAUAAAGUUUGAUGUGGAGUUUGUGUGUUACGCGACACGACCCCGCCUUCUGGUAGGGGUGCCCUCACAUGCGAUCCCCAGAGGAUCCCCGGGUCUUCAACUGGUCCUCUGACCAGGGGUCACCUCGGUGCUACUUCAGACUAAACUCUUCAGCUUGGACGUCCAAACAAUGCUUUAAAACACAACUUCCGUGACGGUAGUCAAACAAAAAGCGAACGUGAACCGUAUAGUCAUAGAGUGAGCGUUGCUAAUCGCGUGUAUCAGUAGCAAAGUCUUCGAUAAGAACUAUGAAAUUUCCUCUAGGUUUUUUUUUGUUA
Messenger RNA from Bombyx mandarina (wild silkworm), 1657 nucleotides. RefSeq names its product MAP kinase-activated protein kinase 2 (gene MAPk-Ak2). The record is from RefSeq and is a predicted model, not a curated record. Gene Ontology annotation, molecular function: ATP binding; protein kinase activity. Lineage: Eukaryota; Metazoa; Arthropoda; Insecta; Lepidoptera; Bombycidae. Gene Ontology annotation, biological process: protein phosphorylation.